AAUUUAACGACAUACAAACAUGGCGCAAAGUUUGAGCGGCUAUCCGAUAGCUCCGCUUUCCCUCAUAUUUCACGGGAAACAACAACAUCGUCUUUGUCAUCAAUGCUGCCUCUCUCUUCUAUCAGCUUUUCUUUCCUUUCUUUUCACUUCUCUCUGUCUACUUUUCAUAUGAUCAUUUCUUCGCCAUUACUUUUUCUUUUCCUUUAGAGUCAAUGCCUUUGAUCUCUUUCCAUUUGUUUAAAAAGCCAUGAUUGAUUGAUUGAUUGAUUUUUCUCUUGCUUUUUUUUACCAGUUUCGAAUUACACUGUAUUUGGUUGAGCUUAGGAUCUGUGGAUCGCCAGUGUGCUGAUUUUUCAGGUCGUUGGAAGACAAUGGAGAAGAAGAAGUAUCCGAUUGGGUCAGAGUUUUAUUCUUUGUACGAAGAGGUCGGGCAAGGCGUGAGUGCUUCGGUACAUCGGGCUUUGUGUAUUCCAUUUGAGGAAAUCGUCGCAAUCAAGAUUCUUGACUUUGAACGCGAUAAUUGUGAUUUGAGUAACAUCUCUCGUGAAGUGCAAACAAUGAUCUUGGUUGACCAUCCAAAUGUUCUGAAAUCACACUGCUCCUUUGUUAGCGAUCAUAAUCUGUGGGUUGUUAUGCCAUACAUGGCUGGGGGUUCUUGUCUUCACAUAUUGAAGGCUGCUUAUCCAGAUGGUUUUGAGGAGGUAGUGAUAGCAACAGUACUACGUGAGGUAUUGAAGGGCUUAGAGUAUCUUCAUCAUCAUGGACACAUACAUCGAGAUGUUAAGGCGGGAAAUAUUCUCAUUGAUUCACGUGGUGCUAUCAAACUGGGAGAUUUUGGUGUUUCUGCUUGCCUCUUUGAUUCAGGUGAUAGGCAACGCAUGAGGAAUACAUUUGUGGGAACACCUUGCUGGAUGGCACCUGAGGUCAUGGAGCAGUUACACGGAUAUGAUUUCAAGGCUGAUAUUUGGUCUUUUGGGAUAACUGCUCUAGAGCUUGCUCAUGGGCAUGCUCCAUUCUCAAAAUAUCCUCCAAUGAAGGUAUUGCUUAUGACUUUGCAAAAUGCACCCCCUGGCCUGGAUUAUGAAAGAGACAAGAAGUUCUCUAAGUCUUUUAAGCAGAUGAUAGCUAGUUGCUUGGUAAAAGAUCCUUCAAAAAGGCCUUCUGCAAAGAAGUUGUUGAAGCAUUCCUUUUUUAAGCAAUCCAGGUCAAGUGAUUACAUAUCAAGGACACUUUUGGAGGGAUUGCCUGCGCUUGGUGAUCGUAUGAAAGCAUUAAAGAGAAAGGAAGAGGAUAUGCUUGCACAGAAGAAGAUGCCAGAUGGGCAGAAGGAGGAAAUAUCACAGAAUGAAUAUAAACGAGGAAUUAGUGGUUGGAAUUUCAAUCUUGAAGAUUUGAAAGCUCAAGCUUCCCUGAUACAAGAUGUUGAAGACCCUAUAGCUGAUAAUAAUCUGGUGGGAAGCUCCAGUUCAUCACUUGCAAUCAAUGGGCUUGAGAAGCAAUUAGAGUCCCAACAAUGUCCCUCGGGACAAGUUGCAGAAAAGGACAAUAAUGAUCUGAAGCAAAAUCGACCCACUCCUCUUCCAUCAGUUAACUCAUCUGUAAAUAUUACGAAAUUUAUAUUUGAAAAAUCUGAUGAUGACUCCAGCAUUGCAAGUCCAUCUUGUGAACAAUAUGUUUCACAGGAUACAUCGCCCCGACGAGAUGAUAAUCUGGAAAACAAUGUGACUGGAAAACCUAUUUUUGAGAUCAGUGUAAAAUCAAUGGAGCGCAUACCUUCUCUACAGAAAACAGGAAGUCCAUCAGGUGGCUCUACUUUAGCAGAAAGUAUUAUUCCUCAUAAAGGAGAAAGUGAUAAGUUGCAAAAUCAACGACAAAAUAAUUCAAGUCCAGAGUGUAAUGAUGUGCCUUCUGAAAUUCCUUCUAAAGCAUCUAAACUAUCAGCACCAAACAAUGAUGAACCUGAUGAGAAAGCAAAACCCCCAGUUGUUCAGCAAAGGGGACGUUUCAAAGUUACUUCCGAGAAUGUUGGUAUAGAAAAGGUGACUCCAAGUCCUAUAUUGCAAAAGAGCCAUAGCAUGCAGGUUGGUAGGUCUGAGGUGCUUCACCAACAUACUACACUUUCUAUACCAAUAUCAGCACCAUCUGAUGCCACAUCAUCAACUCUUUCUGGUCAUUCUCUGUUUCCACUGCUAAAUUCUGUUUUGCAGACAAAUAUUCAUCAAAGGGAUACUAUUCUUAAUCUAAUGAAGCAAGUUUCAAAUUGUGACACUCCAGCUAAUCGUCCCGUUGAUGGAGGAUCCACGCUGGCACAAGUAGGUUCCUCAGAGAGGUCUUUGCUAGAAGCAGCUCAUGAUAGGGAGAAAGAGUUACUUCAUGAAAUAACUGAUUUGCAGUGGAGGCUUAUAUGUGCUCAAGAUGAACUCCAAAAAUAUAGAACAGAAAAUGCUCAGGUAUGAUUUCGGAUUUGACCUCGCACCGGGAUGGUGAUUAUCGAACAACUUUCACAAAACCCAUUACAAAAUGCAGAUGAAUGAGAGAAAGGAAAACACAGAUGACCAACAGAUACAUGAUUAAGUAUUAUUGUUAGCUCAUUAUUAUUUGUAGCAUAGGUUUGUUUUGGUAUUUUUUAGGAGGAGAAUGUUAGUUGUUACGCUGCUUGUGCAGAUUCAUCAAUGGUACUAUUAAUUGUACAUGAUUUAUAUUAUCUUAUCCAGGCCAACUUGGGAGUUGUAAAUAUAUACCUUUGAGCUUAGAAGUAGGCAACUAAACGUAUUCUAUACUGACUUGGGUAACAAAAUGUGUAUUGUCGUUUUCUUUCU
This is a messenger RNA of Jatropha curcas, 2819 nucleotides long. Its product is annotated as Protein kinase superfamily protein. Gene Ontology annotation, biological process: protein phosphorylation. Lineage: Eukaryota; Viridiplantae; Streptophyta; Magnoliopsida; Malpighiales; Euphorbiaceae. The record is from RefSeq and is a predicted model, not a curated record. Gene Ontology annotation, molecular function: ATP binding; protein serine/threonine kinase activator activity; protein kinase activity.